UAUCAUUGUAAGAAAUUGUCUACUUUUUGUGGCAAAGCUUAAAAAAUUUAUAAUUUACAUGUGUGUUCCCAGUUUCAAUAAAGCAACAUGAUUGAAAUGAAAAAAAUUCUCUUCAACUUAGACGGAUUUAGUCGAUAUCAAAAAAUUUUACUACUCUUGUUUUGUAUCAUAAAUGUAUUGUCAUCAAUUCAUUACUAUUCUCAAACAAUAAUAAGUUUUGUUCCGGAUUUUUGGUGUAAAGAUCACAAUUACGAAAAUUCAAAUGAAUUAAUUUCGAAGAUGCGUGGGAAUAUGUCUUCAUGUUAUUCGUACUGGGAUAGUGACAAAAAUGAAACAUGCACGGAAUUUGUUUAUGAUCAUUAUAUGGGAUAUAAAAGUCUUACAAGUGAACUUAAUUGGAUCUGUGGAGCAGCUUGGAAAAUUACUCUUGGACAAUCAAUGUUUUUUGUUGGAUCUGUAGUAGGGACAUUCGGAUUUGGAAUAUUAGCUGACAUUUUUGGUCGUGUACCCAUUUUAAUUAUAUCCAACUUGACUGCCAUGAUGGGAAAUCUAUUUUCUACUGCAACUUAUUCAUUGGCUUCUUUCUGUAUGUUUCGAUUUGUAUCUGGACUAGCAACGGAUACGAAUUUUGUGAUGAUGUACAUUUUGGUCAUGGAGUAUAUCAAUCCUGCUUUUCGGACAAUGGGUGUAAGCAUUUGCAUUGGAAUAUUUUAUUGUCUUGGAUCAAUAGCAUCUCCAUGGAUCGCUGUACUUACACAAUCUUGGAAGAUGUUUCUAAUUGUUACAUCAUUACCGUUUGCCAUUGUACCAUUAUUCUAUUUUAUCAUACCAGAAAGCAUUCAGUGGCUUGUUUCUAAACAAAAAUACACACAAGCUGCCAAGUCUUUUGAAAGAAUUGCAAAAAUAAAUCAUGAGCAGAUUAGCAAUUCCGAAAUAAAUAGAUUCAUUGAGGAGAGUCGGAAAACAUCAGAAACUGAACAAAAAGUUAGAGCCAGUAUGUUGGGACUUUUUAAGACUCCAAGGCUCCGUAAAAAUACUUUAAUAUUAUUUUUUAAAUCAAUGGUUAUUACACUCUGCUAUGAUGCUGUAUCACGAAAUGUUCAAGGGAAAGGAGUGUCCCCAUUCAUAAUGUUUUCUCUAAGUGCAACAACAAUAUUGCCAGCGUGUCUUCUUCUUAUACUACUGCAGGACAGGAUUGGGAGAAAGGCGAUGUCAUCUUUGUCACUUUUAACAAGUGGAAUGUUUAUUUCAGCAAGCGGUAUCAUACUAAUGAAUACAAACAAAUCAGAAAAUAACGCAACUUUAUUAGUUUUUCUUGCGAUAAUUGGAAGAUUUGGAGUAACAGUAGCAUACAAUUCUGGCGCCCAAUACGCGACCGAGCUGAUACCAACAUGUGUUCGAGGUCAAGGCAUUGCAGCUGUUCAUGUUAUUGGUUAUGCUUUCACAUUUUUAAGCUCAUACAUUCUGCAUACUCGUGUCAUUUAUACUGCUUUACCUGAGAUUUUACUUGGACUGAUGUCGUUUCUUGGUGCAGCUUUAUGUCUUUUUCUACCUGAAACAACAAAUCGAAAGCUUCCAGAUUCUUUGGAGGAUGGAGAAAACUUUGGGAAGGGUGAAAAAUGUUUUUCAUUUAUUUGCAUACAAAAUGUUUCAUAGUUCAAAUUUACGCAACUUGGUCAAGUCACGAAUUAAAAUCAAAAUUUUAAGUUACUUUUUGAUAAUAUCUGAAGAUUCAUUUUUCUAACCUUUGUGUCAUCAAAGUAAUAAGUGCAAUAGAAAUACAACUUAUUAAGGCUAAUAUUUAAGCGUAGAGUAAAUG
Molecule: messenger RNA, 1819 nt
Organism: Episyrphus balteatus (marmalade hoverfly)
Lineage: Eukaryota; Metazoa; Arthropoda; Insecta; Diptera; Syrphidae
Product: organic cation transporter-like protein
Exons: 7
Coding region: 88-1656 (522 amino acids)
Biological process (GO): transmembrane transport
Cellular component (GO): membrane
Molecular function (GO): transmembrane transporter activity
Source: RefSeq, a predicted model, not a curated record